AUGGCCACAUUCAAUCUCAAACUCCACACAGUAGAAAACCCAGCAAAACAAAUUUCCAGCUUCUCAGUCUCACCUCGUCCAGAGGUUGCCUCGUGUCGUUGGACCCACAGAGGUUACCUUUCACUUGUAUUCUUCCUUGUCGACCAGUUGGGUUCCAUCAUCUUCCAACAGGUGGAACAAAAUGUGAGACUUGUUGUGAAUGUCGAAAAAGAAGUACGAAACCUUACCCUCAACCUCGAAGCUAUUCUAGCUGUGCUCGCGGAUGCAGAGAGGAGGCAAGUGAAGGAGGACAGCGUGAGACGCUGGCUCAACAAUCUGAAAGAAGUGUCGUGCGAGAUAGACGAUGUGGUGGACGAGUGGAGCACUGAAAUCCUCAAACAACAAAUCGAGAAACAAGGUGAAAAUGCUGUUGUUGUACCUAAGAAGAAGGUAUGUUUCUCUAUUCACUUCCGAUGUUUUUGUACUGGCCAAGUCACUCAGAUAAUUUCUCGUCGUGACAUUGCUGUGAAGAUAAAGGUGUUGAAUAAGAAAAAGAAAAUUGCAUCUUGCCAUAUCUGUUGUAGGUAUGGGGGGAUAGGCAAAACAACUCUUGCCCAACUAGCCUAUAAUGAUGAAAAAGUAAAGGAUUGUUUUCAUACAAGAAUAUGGGUUUGUGUCUCAGACCCCUUUGUACAAAUCACAGUUGCCAAAGCCAUCCUUGAGGGUCUUAAAGGAAAAGACCCAAAGUCAAAUGAGUUAGAAACUUAUCUUCAACAUAUAUCUAACUCCAUUGAGGGCAAGAAGUUCCUUCUUGUCCUAGAUGAUGUUUGGGACUCAAACCAUAGAAAGUGGGAGCCCUUCUUGACAACAUUACAGUGUGGUGGCUCAGGGAGUAGAAUUUUGGUUACAACACGAAUAGCGCAAGUUGCUAGUACACUGGGAGCAACUAGUGACCGCACAAUCCAUUUGAAGGAGUUGGGUGAAGAAAAUUGUCGGUCAUUGUUCUAUCACAUUGCAUUUUUUGAUGGUGGAAGAAAGGAGUCUAAAAAGUUUGAAGACAUUGGUAAUGAAAUCGUGAAAAAGUGCAAAGGUUUGCCUCUUGCUGCUAGGACUUCGGGUAGUCUAAUGCGGUGUAAGAAAACAGUGCAGCAAUGGGUAGAUGUUUUGAAUAGUAAAAUAUGGGAAUUACAGGAGUUUGAGCAGCAAGUUUUCCAACCGUUGUUACUAAGUUACUAUGAUUUGAAACCACUGUCCAAACGUUGUCUUUUGUAUUGUGCUACAUUUCCUAAAGAUUAUAGGAUUGUGAAAGAUGAGUUGAUUGAGCUGUGGAUGUCACAAGAUUAUCUUGAAGUGAAAGGAGGAAACCAAGAAAAGAAAAUAGUUGGUCAAUGGUGUUUUGAGAAUUUAGUAAUGCAGUCUUUCUUUAAAGAUAUUGAGGAAGAUCUAGAGGGGAAUAUUAGAAGUUGUAAAAUGCAUGACAUUGUGCAUGAUUUUUUGCAAUAUUUGACCAAGGAUGAAUGUUUUAGUAUGGUGGUUAAGGGUGCUAAUGAGAGAAUGGAGUUACCGGGUGAUGAGGUCCGUCAUUUGUCUUUAAUGUUUGCACCCAAGGGUCCAUUUCCUGUUUCUUUUCUCAACUGUAAGAGUUUACGCACUCUCACAACUUUUGAAUCAGAACUUACUAGCUACGCCAAUGAAUUAAUUUCUCAAUCAAAAAGCCUUAGAACUUUGAAUCUGAGUAAAAACUCGAUUCUAGAAGUUCCAAAGGAGAUUGGUGGAUUGAUACAUUUGAGAUAUCUGGAUUUGUCUCAUAACCGUGAAUUGAAGGAAUUGCCUGACAGUUUAUGUGAUUUAUACAAUCUGCAAACCUUGCGACUUGUCAAGUGCUGUGAACUUGUCAAAUUUCCUGAUGAAGAGGCAAUGAGAAAGCUAACUAAGUUAAAGCAUCUUUAUGUCGAGGGUUCCCCUCGUGUCAAAUCAAAAGGGAUACGGAGUUUAACCGGUCUGCAAAAGCUAGAUGUAUUUCAUCUAAAUGGUUAUAAAGGUGUCGACAAAGAAGGGACGUUGAAGUUGCAAGAUUUGAAAAACUUGAACCAACUUGAAGGGAGUCUUUCCAUUGCACACUUGGAGUCUGUGGAAGAUGCAAGUGAGGGUGUAAAGGCAUGUUUGAGUGAGAAACAUCUCCUUCAUCAUCUGAAACUAGAUUUCGCAUGUUUCGAUGGAUGGCAUGUGCCAGAGAGAAAAGGGACGGGACAAAAUGAUAGAGAAAUACUAAAUGCAUUGCAACCACAUGGAGAUUUGGAAUCAUUGAACAUCAUCAGCGGUCUGGCUACUUGUUUCAGUUGUUUGUGUCCCAAUUGGAUCUUGUCUUUACAUAAGUUGACAAGGCUUGAGCUUCAGUACUUCCGUAAUUGUGAGCUGCCUUCGGGUCCAUUUGGGAGAUUGCCGUCACUUGAAUCAUUUGCAGUUGGGGGGAUGGGCAAAGUGAAAAAGGUGGGAGUCGAGUUUUUGGGACUUGACUCCUCCUCCUCGUCUUUUCUCACUUUAUUCCCAAAAUUGAAAAACCUCGAGUUCGCUGAAAUGCCCAGGUGGGAACAGUGGGAAGGAGUGGGAGGGUAUUUUCAGAAUAAUAUUACCAUAAUGCCCUCGCUGUCUCGCUUACGUUUUUAUCGGUGCUCGAAACUUGGUACGCUGCCCGACUUCCUGCACAAGACACCACUACAGAGUGUGACCGUCGAGCAUUCUCCAUUUCUGACGCCCAAAACAAGUGAGGAGUGGGCCAAGAUUUCUCACUCCCCACACAUCCAACGUUGUAAGAUUGACAUGAAGUUUGGUGACAUCUGAUGACAAAGCUCUGCCGAUUUCAGCCACUUCUCUUCUCUUCUAGCAUUGAACUCAACCCCCUGACAGCUAGCCGUCUACAUUCAGCACAUCAAAAUGCAGGGAUUGGGAAGGUCAAGUGACUCAAGUCUCAAAGUUGUAAUAGCUGGACUCCCCAAGACUGAAUGUUUCCACCU
This is a messenger RNA of Rosa rugosa (rugosa rose), 2993 nucleotides long. Its product is annotated as putative disease resistance protein RGA3. The coding region runs from base 1 to 2820 and encodes 939 amino acids. Gene Ontology annotation, biological process: defense response to other organism. The record is from RefSeq and is a predicted model, not a curated record. Lineage: Eukaryota; Viridiplantae; Streptophyta; Magnoliopsida; Rosales; Rosaceae. The transcript is spliced from 5 exons. Gene Ontology annotation, molecular function: ADP binding; protein binding.